AUGGGAUUAAUCUAUUCAUUAUUAUCAAAUUUUGGAAACAAAGAAAGACAAUAUCGUAUAUUGAUGCUUGGAAUAGAUGCAGCUGGAAAGACAACACUAUUAUAUCAUAUGAAACUUGGUGAACCUGUUACUACUAUACCUACUAUUGGUUUCAAUGUUGAAACGAUUCAACUUGCAUCAAACGCCGUCCUAACUAUAUGGGACGUGAGCGGUGGAUGUCCUGCAUUGUGGAAAUAUUAUUUAGAAUCAACUGAUGCACUUAUUUAUGUUGUUGAUGCAUCUGAUAGAGAUAGAUUGGAAGAAACUACACAACACAUGAUGAAUCUAUUGGCAAAUGAAGCACUAAAAAACAUUGUACUAUUGGUAUUGGCAAACAAGGCAGACUUGAACAAUGCAAUAUCAUCGUCUCAAUUGGCCAAUGAAAUGGGUUUAUAUUCACUCGAUAUCAAAUGGCAUAUACAAUCGACCGUUGCUACCACUGGUCAAGGUAUUUCACAAGGUUUGGAAUGGCUCAAUAAUACUCUUCAAAAAUUACCUCCUCCAAAACCCAUCCCAUAUUUACUAACUAAACAAUAG
Molecule: messenger RNA, 576 nt
Organism: Cavenderia fasciculata
Lineage: Eukaryota; Evosea; Eumycetozoa; Acytosteliales; Cavenderiaceae
Exons: 2
Coding region: 1-576 (191 amino acids)
Biological process (GO): intracellular protein transport; vesicle-mediated transport
Cellular component (GO): cytoplasm
Molecular function (GO): GTPase activity; GTP binding
Source: RefSeq, a predicted model, not a curated record